UUGGGGUACCCGCCAUUCGACUCAGUUGAUGUGCAGCAGCUGUGCUUGUUAAAACAUGUCCGACCAUUUUGAUCACAUCAAAAUGUUGGCCCUAGGGCGCCAUUUUACAAUUGGAUCUCUCUAUAAUUACGUCGAAGAUGUUGUUGUACCAAACGUUCGUUUAUGGGACCCCGAAGACGUAUCUCGUGUGACCAUCUUGCAAGCAGAAAGGAAAGAAACGAUUGAAAUUCGUUCCAUGGCAGCCGAAAAAAUGAAAAAUGAUGAAGAAAACCAAGACGAAGAAUCCGAGUCAUUGAUAUCCAAUUUAGGAAUGGAUCAUCAUUCCGUCAUGAGCUUGACGGCCGGAAUAUUACGCUCGCCUUUCAAAGGAGCAUGGCAAUUUGCCUCCGACCGAACAGAUGACAAAACUUUAUCGUUUAAUUCUAAUGCAGAAGUUGUUGUUCAUUGCCGUUGCUCCAGUAGGAAAACUUCGAUCGAUCCUAAAACCAAGCUGGAAAUCAUUUGCCGGCCAGAGAGAUUAAUCAAGAGUCAAGCCACUCAUGUUGUCAUAGCCAUCACCUACGGGCUAGAGGCUUUUUGCAUUUUCUCUCAACAAAACUAUCAGAUUUCAAAUGAUGAUGAAAUACUUGGAUAUGCCCGUUACUUUGUUGACGGCCUUUUGGAUGGCAGAAAGCAACUCGAGCUGGAACAAGACAAAGAAGGCGACGAGGAAGAUGGUGGACAUUGUCUCGUGCCUUUAGACUUCAAUUGCAUACUUUACAAAGAUGAUCCUGGUUUGAAAAAAGGGCAAAAUUGGAGGAGCUCAAACUCUGUUUCGGAACAAUACGAAGCUUGCCGGAAGCUGCUGGAACAUCAAUCAAACAAGGCUAUUCCUCUGACAGUGUGGCUGUAUCCACUUCAAAAACUGAUGCCCGUCGAUGCAGGUAUCCCUAAAAUGCCGGAUAAUCAGAUUGACAUUUCUCGAGAUCUGGUGGUUCGAUGUCAGACAAUGUGGAACCGUUGGCAACAGAUCGAGAUGGAAGUGGACCUAAUGACCAGCGACUUGAACAAACUGAAACGUUCCAAUGCCCAUCAGUAUAUUCCUCUGUCUCUGUACAACAGAGUCAAUGAUUUUCAUAAAUAUUUAAAGGAAUUCUUGUGCACAUUUCGCGAGGCUUUGCACGAAUGGACGGUGGACGUCAGACGAGGUGGCCCGGAAGACAAAAUUGCUGAAAUGGUUGAUGCAAUCAAAAGUAAAUCACCUUUUCUGCCCGAAAAUUUACGCCAUUGGCUGUACAAUCAGAUACAACAAAUUAAAACUCUGAAAAUGGUGGCUGCAUUACCUGGUGUCCGACUUGUGACGGAAACUGAUCAACUGGAAAGGAAAAUCAAAAGUCUGAGCCGCAACAUGUUUGCUGUUGUUCUCCAUUUGCCGAGUUUGGCCGGUCAUUCGGAUAAGUUGGUUCACGAUUCAAUGACGUACGUAAAUCAAUUCACCAACUCGCAACCACCCGCAUGUGACUUUGGAUAUGAGAAGAUACAAGACACUUUUGUUGCGGAUCGACGUCACAUUUUGGCAUCCAGCAAAGAAUUUUCGGAUUGGGUGACUAACAACGUCGACGCCACAAACAUCAAGUACAUCGUCUUCUACGACCAACAAUUUUCUAAUUUUCCAAAGUUGCCUUUCACGCGGUUGUACGAUUGUACGUCAAAGUUCAAGGAUUUCUUUAUCCCAAAACCUCCUGGAGAAGUAACGGUCGAAAAGAAUCGUCGGGGCGUGGUCGUGCUCACUUGGACGGAUGAAGACACAUCAGAAGCGUCCAACUAUCUAAUCCAGUACCGCAGCAUGGAUAGUCAACACUGGGAUUCAAUUGAGCAUUCUUCAAAGAAAAUCACAAUCAGUCACCUUCAAUCAGAUGUGACGUACCAGUUCAGAGUGGCCGUAUCGACCCUCGGCGGGCCGGGUCCAUUCGGUCCUGUAAGCUGCAAUGUUACGGUAGAUCCCGUUAGCCCACCUCCCACUGGGCUCCAAUGUCAGUACGUAACCGAUACGACAAUUAACAUUUCCUGGGAUCAUGUCAUUUCUGUUACUUCAUCCUCUGAGGAUAAAGAAAUCAGCCAAGAAUGUGACGAUGAACAUGAAGAUAUCGACGAAGAAGAAUUGGAAGUCGAUGGGAGCAACGAGUUUUCGCAGGCUGACACGUACGAGGAAAACCAGUUGACAAUUAGCAGUUACGUGGUUGAUUGUUGGAUGGCGAGUGAUCAGGAAUCGACAUUUAUUCGAAGAUCAACCAAUGUAAAGACGAUUACACUCGAACCCCUCGUUCGUGACACAGUUUAUUGUAUCCAAGUGCGAGCUGUCUGCACGAACUUGAACGGGUCCACUUUCUACAGUCCAGCAUCGCCCAUUUUAGAAACGACCACAUUGCGGGAGGCUGAAAGGGCAGCAGUCAUCGUCCGCCGCGUCAGCAAAAAAUUUCCAGAAGGCCCUGGCAUCGACGCUUACCAUUUACCACUGAAGAAACUCCACGGUGUGAAGAGCUACGGAGUCGGCCAUUACGUUUUCGGCGAGCCGAGUUACCUGGCAUUGGCAGGUAAACGUCGACAAAGAACCAUCUUGGUGCUUGGUGCCACCGGUUCAGGUAAAAGUACUCUCAUCAACGCCAUGGUGAAUUACGUACUGGGUGUCGAAUGGGAAGAUGAUUUCCGCUUCAAGUUGAUCAACGAACCAGCAGACAAAUCGCAGGCUUACAGUCAGACGGACUUGGUGACUACCUACGAUUUUUACGAGAUGAAAGGCUCUCGUUUGGAUUAUUCGCUGAGCAUCGUCGAUACUCCGGGAUUUGGCGAUACGCGCGGAAUUGAAAAAGACAAGAAAAUUAUGCAGCAAAUUCAAGAUUAUUUCAAAUGUCGUCACGGGAUCCAGCAAUUAGAGGCCGUGUGUUUCGUUGUCCAGUCGUCGCUGCCCAGAUUGACGGCUACCCAGCAAUACAUUUUUGAUUCGAUCUUGUCCAUUUUCGGACAAGACAUUAAAGAUAACAUUCGGCUGAUGGUGACAUUUGCAGACAAUGCUUUGCCGCCCGUCUUAGGGGCUGUUAAGGAGGCCGGCAUUCCAUCGCCCACCGACCCAACUACCGGACUGCCCCUUCAUCAUAAAUUUAACAAUUCAAUUUUCUUCACGACCAAUAAAGGCAAUCGUCAGACGAACGAAUUCAACCGCACUUACUUCGAUAUGGCUGUAGAGGGUUUCGACCGAUUCUUCGAAGAUUUGAGUCGCAUGGAAGCGAAAUCGUUGACGCUGACACGUGAAGUCCUUGAGGAACGAAAACGAUUAGAAGCUCUUGUCGAAGGCCUUCAAAUGCGAACCGAAAUCAAGUUGACUCGCGUUGACGAGCUCGAGCAAAUCAAGAAAGCCCUGAAAGAUAAUGAAGAUCAAUUGGAAGCAAACAAAGAUUUCGAAUUUGAAACGUUAGUUCCCAAAGCGACGGACAUUAGCGGGACGGGCCAAUUCACCACAAACUGUCAAAAGUGUCGCACAACGUGUCAUUUUCCUUGCAGGCAGUAUAGCGAUGAUACCAAACAUCGUUGCUCCGUCAUGGACCCCAGCGGUCGUUGCAUGAUCUGUCAAUGCCCGUGGAAUGAUCAUUUCAAUCAAAAGUACAGGUAUGAAAUGGUGAAAGAGAAGGUGCAACGUUCGUCGGAUGCCAUCCGGCAGCAAUACCAGGGGGCGAAGGUCGAGGCGUUGACCAAUGAACAACUGGUGCGUCGCAUUGAAAAGGAUAUUAAGAAGCACGAGUCACAGCUGAUGGAAUUGAUGCAAGCCACUUAUCCGUGCAUCCAGCGACUGGAUGAGAUCGCCUUACGGCCACACCCAUUCUCCACACCUGACUACAUCGACCUGAUGAUUGCCGCAGAGAAACAAGAACAUCGUUCCGGCUAUCAGCAGAGAAUUGUCACUUUGCACAAGUUACGUGAGAUGGCCGAAAUCACAGCCAAAUUAAUUCGCGAACAGCAAAGUGUUGUUAAUCGUAGGAUGUCUUCAAUGUCUGCUAGUUCAAGACUUUCUGGUUCAGCCAUUAAAUCCAAGGUCGUACGUUUUAAACAUUGUUGAAAUGAAUGUUUGCAAUUGUAAUCCCGAACAAGUUAAAACUACAUGAAAAAUAAAACAUGGUCUCAAUCGAGAA
This is a messenger RNA of Daphnia magna, 4163 nucleotides long. RefSeq lists its product as uncharacterized. Gene Ontology annotation, molecular function: GTP binding; protein binding. The record is from RefSeq and is a predicted model, not a curated record. The coding region runs from base 56 to 4090 and encodes 1344 amino acids. The transcript is spliced from 2 exons. Lineage: Eukaryota; Metazoa; Arthropoda; Branchiopoda; Diplostraca; Daphniidae.